GUUGCCGUGCGUAAUAUUUUUUUAAGUAAAUCAAUGUUACAAGUGCUUUUUAUAUACAUUAUUUAAAAAAGUGAUCAAAAUGAGCGCCUGGCCAGAAGUCUUGACUGCGAAAUCCGAGAACCGCCAUGAAAUCAAAUUGGCGGGAGCUGCGAUUUCGAAACGCAUUUCCGAAAGUGGUUUGGACAAAAAUGUCUUUCAAUUAUUACAUUUGAAUCUUUUGAAUAUCAGCGACACAUGUCUCACAAGUAUUCCUGAUGAUAUAAAAAGGCUGGUCAACUUACAAUCGCUUCUUUUGUUUGGAAACAAGCUUGAGUCGUUCAAUGAAAACAUAACCUCUCUGUCAAAGCUGAAAGUGUUGGAUCUUUCAAGAAAUCAGAUUAAAAGUAUACCUGAUAGUUUAAAUAACAUGAAAGAGCUGACUAGCAUAAAUUUCAGUUCGAACGUUAUAGAGAAUUUGCCUAAAAUUGUUGAUUUGCCUAAUCUAAUAACUGUAGAUAUAUCUAACAAUAAACUGGCCAUUUUCCCGGACGUGGAGACAGCUAAUUUGCCACACUUAACUGAUCUAAAGUUGAAGGGUAAUGUAAUUGAGGAGAUACCGAGUUACGUUGCUCGUAGCUUGCCGUCGUUGAAGAAUUUUGAUAUCGGAGACAAUCAGUUGAAGACUAUACCCGGUGAGGUGGCAAAUAUGACAAAAAUAAAAGAACUAAACCUCAAAGGCAACAAACUGUCGGAUAAGAGACUUAUGAAGCUAGUCGAUCAGUGCCGUACCAAGCAAGUCCUGGACUAUAUAAGAGAGCAUUGCCCUAAAGUGGACCAAAACCAACCAGCUACAGGCAAAGGCAAGGGUAAGAAAGGCAAGAAGCAAGAAGAACCGGUCACAGAAGACAAUGUUUGCGACCUGUGUCACUCUAUGAGGAUUUUACAUGUAGAGGAUGAUGUUUUGAGAGUCAAAAUCAUUGAAUCAGAAGUAGGUGCUGUCCGUCCGUAUAUAUUGUGCUGUAUUAUAACACAGUUGCACUUUACGGAGGCUCUGUUCAAGAAGUUCAUACAACUGCAAACAAAGUUGCACGACACCGUUUGUGACAAGAGAAAUGUAGCUACAAUUGCAACACAUGACCUGAACAAAAUCGCACCAGGCGACCUUGUAUACACGGCGAAGGCACCGACCCAGUUGACUCUGACACCGCUGUCGCGGCUGCAGCCCUGCACGGGAGAACAGUUGUUCCACCGGCUCACAGCUGAAGCUGAGGCUCUGAGGAAGGAGAAGAAGCGAAAUGUCUUCUCUGGAAUACACAAAUACCUGUAUUUAUUGGAAGGCAAGCCGAAGUAUCCCUGUCUACAGGAUGCAAGUGGGAAGGUGAUCAGCUUCCCUCCCAUCACCAAUAGUGAAGACACCAAGAUGUCGCAUGAAUCGAAGAACAUGCUAGUGGAAGUGACCUCCCAUGCAUCCCUCGGAGCCUGCAAAACAGUUUUAAAUAAAUUAUUGCAAGAAUGCUUAUUACUUGGCAUUGGAGAUGAUGCUCAAGAAGCUGCUGAUUACCACACCCUCGUUGUACAACAGGUAAAAGUUGUGGACCCAGAAGGUAACCUCAAAAGUGUGUACCCAUCCCGAACAGACUGUGUAUAUGAAGAUUCUCCCAAUGUUAAAGUAUACAGGAUGCCCAAGAAAUAGACGAAAAACUAACCCCAGACUUGAUAGCCCAGUGUUAAUAUCUAAACACCAUGUAUCAAUCUGGUUGUCUAUGUGAUAAAAUCAAUGUGAUUUCAUACGCUAUAACCAUACCCCCUCACUUAAAAUUGUUAAAUAUAUGUAAACAACUGUAUUAUAAUUCAUGGCUGUCUAUUUUUGUAUGGAUUUGACAUUAAAUGUCAAAUUAGUGAUUAUCAAGUAUCGUAAUUUUAGGUGGGGGGAGAAUGUAGCGCCAUU
Messenger RNA from Achroia grisella, 1927 nucleotides. RefSeq names its product leucine-rich repeat-containing protein 47-like. The record is from RefSeq and is a predicted model, not a curated record. NCBI's taxonomy places the organism in Eukaryota, Metazoa, Arthropoda, Insecta, Lepidoptera, Pyralidae. Gene Ontology annotation, biological process: phenylalanyl-tRNA aminoacylation. The coding region runs from base 80 to 1672 and encodes 530 amino acids. The transcript has 6 exons. Gene Ontology annotation, molecular function: protein binding; RNA binding; phenylalanine-tRNA ligase activity.